This is a messenger RNA of Drosophila subobscura, 5640 nucleotides long. RefSeq lists its product as uncharacterized. Lineage: Eukaryota; Metazoa; Arthropoda; Insecta; Diptera; Drosophilidae. The transcript is spliced from 9 exons. The coding region runs from base 113 to 5464 and encodes 1783 amino acids. The record is from RefSeq and is a predicted model, not a curated record. Gene Ontology annotation, molecular function: zinc ion binding.
AUGUGUGUGCUUCGUUUUGUUUUGUACUUCUGAAAUAGUGCGAUUUUGGUGAUAAUUUUGAUUGGAAAAUUCGUAAUUAACUGGCGCAUCGCUCCCCAAGUGAACGUUUAAGAUGCUAGCCGGUGAUAGCAUUAUGAAGCCUUUCGAUCGCCAAUUUGUGGCGACGCACUUGAAGAAAUUGCUGAGCUGCCCGAAAUGUCAAAGCGAUUAUGCCCUCAAAAGUACUAAUGGAGAGGAGAACCACCGUCCCUUCCUGCUGCCCUGCGGCCAUAACUUGUGCGAGAAGUGCUUGGGGGAUGACUUUAACGCGCAGUGCGUCUUCUGCUCGAAGGCAGCGCUGCCGACCGUAAACGCACAGGAUUGUGCAAACAGCUACGGCUUGCCGUACCAACUGGACUACCAUGUGAUGGGCGAGCUGGCCGAACUGGAGAACAUCCGCCGCUCUUCGACGGAUCACCUUCGACGCUUGGUCGUGAGUAAUGGAGAGAAACAGCGUCACAGCGUCUAUGUGCCAAAGUGCAGCGAGUGCAUCAGCAGCGUGGCCUCGCGCAAUUGCAAGCAGUGCGAUGCCUUAUACUGCAAGCACUGCUUCGAGUCGGUGCACCAACACAGUCGCGUGCUGAAGGCGCACGCCUUCAAGUACCUGAACGAGGGUGCCGGUGAUGCACGCAAAUGCAUAGUCGUAGGCAAUGACGCCUUCGUCAUGCCCCACCAGAUAAACUGCAACGUCCACCAGAUGGUCUGCAACAUCUACUGCCGAUCCUGCAAGGUGACCGUCUGCGGCAAGUGCGUGGACAAAUACCACGAGGCACACCAGCACCAACCGCUGUCGGAAAUAAAUCUCCGCCAUGAAUCCGAGAUACCGGCCUGCAAGAUCUCGCUGGAGUCUGCGCUGCGCAGCAUUCACAACGGCCAGGCGCUGGUGCGCUCGGUCAGUGGGCAGCAGAGCGGCUAUGCUGCCGAUGCGCUGGCCGACAUACAGCUGCGCUAUGGCCAUCUGCAUGGACUCCUGCAAGCGUCCGAGCUGCGGCUCACCGAGAAGCUGCGCGAGGCGAGCCUGCCGGGCCAAUUGGAGCUGAAGAGAGCGUUGGAUAUGCUGGAUGGCUACGAGGAUGUCAUCAAGCAACUGCAGCGGCUGCUGGCAACGGGCAGUGGAGUGCCCAAGGACUUGAAGCUCAAGGAAUUGCUGCAACUGACCAGCGAGCAUUUGGAGAAAAUGCCAGCCGCCGUAAAAGUGGACAAGCGGAAUGGCAAUCCCUACAGUUUCUCCAGCACUGACCUGGACUGGUCGCAGCUUAUCGAGGAGCAUUUCCAGUGCGGCUACUCUGAUCCGCGUAUUGAGGUGACUUUUCACAGCAAUUACGUGCCCCAAGGCAGCUCCACGUCUAGCGAGAAUUCAUCGUUUGGCAGCUCGAUUGGCAAGGAGAACGUGUGCCAGCAGGCGGCUCGCAUUCAGCCGCGAGAGCGAGAUCCAAAUCGUAAACAAAAUGUCUAUUUGCGUGAGAAUAUAUCUGAGAAUUUGGAGCGCACAUUCUCAGCCAUGGACAUAAGCACAAAUCAGAAGGUUGAGCCUGCCCCCACCGAUUGGUUCAAGACGGACGCACUCGUUCGUGUUUUAUCCAUCAAGUCGCCGGAGGAGUUUUAUGUCCAAGGCAUCGAGGCGGCGCAGCAAUUGCGCGAGGCACUCGACACGUAUGCGCUGACGCCCAGUUCCACGCCCACGUCGAUUGCGGUGGGCGAGUAUUACUUGGCCUACAGCAAGCAGGAGGAUCGCCAUCAUCGCGUGGUAGUCACUCGGCCACUGGCAGAUCUACCGAACACCUACGAAGUCUUUCUGCCAGACAUUGGACAGCAUAUGCAGCUGCACAGCAGCAACCUCCACGAGCUGCCUUACCAUUUGACGCUGUUCCCAUUUGCGGCGGUACACUGCUGCCUGAGCGAUCUGAAGCCACGCCAGUCGAAGUGGAAUGCGCUGGACACCGCACACUUUAAGAUGGUGCUGAAAAACCAACCUGUGCAUGUGAUUGUCACAUCCCGAAUGCAGCAUUCACGCCACGAAGUGGAUCUCAUCACAACCGAGUCAAAGAUUUCGCUGCGCGAUGCCUUUUUAUACGCGGGGCUGGCGCGCAGUCGUAGCGGCGGCCUGGAGGAAGAAUCAUUGGCCACGCCGGCGCAGCGCAUACCAAAGGCCAAGCAUGGCAUUGGCGCUGUGCUGAUGAUACAAAUGCUUCACGUGAAUCAUCCGCAGGAGUUCUAUGUGAUGCGACACGACUACGAGGGCAGGCGCUCCGAGCUGGAGGACUCGCUGAAGAGCACCAUGGAUCGCAUGGAUCUCAGCAGCUUGGAGAACAUUUUUGUGGGGCGACUGGAAAUGGGUUGCGUGAUGCAAUUGGAGGAGCGUUGGGUGCGCGUUGCCAUCGAAAUGGCGCAGAACGAUGGCUGCGUGACGGUGCGCCUUGUGGACUUUGGCUCCUCACUGCACGUGUCCUGGGAUCGGCUGUACGCACUGCCCAAGGCAUUCAUGCAGCGAGAACUCUGCAUCAAGUGCUGCCUGGCCGACGUGGAGACGCUGCAGGCGAACGACUACGCAUGGACCCCGGCGGCCAUUGCUGCCUUCAAGCAGCUAACAUCGAACCCCAAGAUGCACAUGGAAGUGAUCAGCGUGCACCAGAAUGUGCAUCGUGUGACGCUGGACAUCGUGCGCUCCGGUGCGGAGUCUGUCAGCGUUGGCGUUCAAAUGGUGGCGCUCGGGCACUGCGCCUCGAAUGGCGAGAGCAGCCAGAAGGCAGACACUGAGGCUCACACACUGCCCCUCGAUGUGGACACGCGCAAGCUCAUCGAACAGCGAAAGGGCAUGGAGAGCGAGUCGCAGUCGCAGUCGCAGUCCGAGCAGCAGAGCAAAAAGUAUGCGCACGUGGAGCUGCUGUGCGUGCAGCAUCCCGACGAGUUCUAUGUGAUGCUGCACAGCCACAAGGCAGCUUUGAAGGAUCUGCAGGAUGCUGUGCAGCUAGACGCUGACAUUAGGUACGAUAUUAAUCCCAUCAAGUACGAUUGGGAGGAGGGCGACCUGUGCUAUGCCAAGGUGCGGGCACGGGGCGAUUUGGCAGAGCUCUGGUAUCGCGCCAUCGUGCUGCACGUCACCCUGCCGACCCUGGACCACAGUCUGCCACUGUAUGAGGUGCAACUGCGUGAUCUGGGCGAAGUGGUGCCGAAUGUGGGGGUUGCUUCUAUGGCCCUGAUGUCCGGGGAGCAUCGAAAGAUCGCUGGCAGUGCUCAGCGCUGUCAAUUGUACGGCCUACGACCCAAGAGCGCAGAGUGGACAGCGGAUAAUAUCGAUUUCUUCAAGGAUCAACUGCAGGCCUACGAUCAGCUGUAUGUCAUAAGCCAUGGACGCAGUGGACAGACGCAGCGCGUCGUCUUGUAUGGCUCGCACACGGUGAGCAACGGGCCCUUUACGCCCUCGCGUACUCGCUACGUCAACAUCAACGAGACACUCGUACUCGCCCGAGUGGCCGAGAAGAAUCCCGAUGUGGACUACCAGGAUGACAAGGAUGAGGCAACAGACAAGUCCAGUGAGAAGGAACAGGCGGAGGAGCAAUCGUUUAUAGCUGAAAUCGAUUAUGUGAAGAACUUUACACCCGAAUCGUUUGGGUCGAAGCCGUCGCACUUUGAGCACUGCGACGGUAUGCCGCCCAUGAAACUUCUGCUGGAUCUGGGCCUAGGGAAAGCCACCACGGGACAGGUGAAGCCACCGCCAGCCUGGUUGAAGCCACGGCCAUGCGAGAAAUCUCUCUACACAGGCAGAGUCACGAAUGUGAAUUACGAAUGUGCGCCGUACAUGAGCCUGGCCACCGAUAAGCCAUUCAUGGAGCACAUGUGCACCGUGCUUAAGAAACAUUUCAGUCCGUUGAUGUUGAUGCAGCGUCGCUGUGCUACCACCUAUGCGGUGGGGCAACCAGUGCUGGUCGUCUAUCAUCUGGACAAGCUGCUGUAUCGCGGCAUUGUGCAGCGUCCAAGGAACGAGCAGGGACAGUAUAGCGUGUUCUUCGUGGACUAUGGCAACAGUGAGCAGGCCACAGCGCAGGAGCUGCUGCCAUAUGCGCCAUUUCCCCAACUGAAUGCACUCUGCUGGCUGGUGAGGAUCCACGGCGUGCGGCCGAAGCGUGGCAGGUACACCAUCAAGGAGUUGGACACCGUGCACAAUCUGCUCGUCAUGAAAGUGUGCGGCGUGAGCGUGAAGGAUUACUGCGGACCCAAGAGGAUACCCUCGUGCGAAAUUAAAGUUGAUGCCGGGGACAUAGCCACCCUGAUGGUGCACAGCGGCAUGGCGGUGCUGAAUAAGCAAAAGAUCAGCUGCACACCCAAACUUACUUUGGAUGAGUCUAAAGGGUUUGACGAGCUGCAGACACUGGCUGUGGGUGGUGCCAAAAAGCUGAGGCAGUUUGUGGCUGAUGAAAACAAUUCAACGGCUCUGUCGCCGCCGCUUAAAAAGAAGCUUAAAGUUAAGCAAAAGAAUGCACAGGGACACGCUCAGGAUAUUGACUGCCGCAAUGGGGCAAUCGGCUUUGGUGUCGCAGCUGGCGCAGACAUGAACCUGGAUGUCGAUAGCAGUUCCUCAAUGGAACUGGAGAAUGCCGACACCGACGAGGGCAUUGCCAAUGAGGAUGAUGAGGAGAAGCCAGAUUUUUCCGUGUGCAAGGUACAAUUGUUGCACCGCAUAAGCCUCUACCAAAAGGAAAAAAAGCACAACGCUCGCUUUGUGCCAAUGGACACAUCCACAGUUCGCUCUCUCUAUGCCGGCAUGGACUCAUUCAAGUCGAACAUUUUGCCGUCUGGUGUGUCUAGUUUCAAGUGCUCCGUUGACCGCCUAAUCUCAGCGACUGAACUACAAAUUUCGCCCGAUCUCUGUGAGUUUACCAAGCGCAAUGUUAGCCUGAUGCAGGAAACAAGCGCCUUGGUGCAUAAAGCGGCGCCACUGCUGCCGAUGGUGGAUGAUUUGUGCUUGGCGCGUUACUCCAAGGAUGAGCUGUGGUACCGUGCGACCGUCCGAGAAGUACACAUGACCACCAAGCAAGCUACCGUGUACUACGUGGACUUUCAUGACACCGAAACGGUGCCCUAUGCCCACCUCAAGGUGAUGCCCGAGCAACUGUUGGCCUUCCCUUUGCGCUCCCUGUGCGUCAGGCUGCACGGGGUGAAGCGCAACAAGAAAUUCGGGGACAAGACCGUUUAUCAGGCACUGGAAGCUUGCCUCUGCAAGUAUCCCGAAGUCUAUGCCAGAGUUCAUUGCACCAACUCCAACUACUCUGGCAGCAAGGCUGACCGCAUCGAUUCUGUUGACUCAUCCAGCGAUUCCCUUUGGACUGGCCACAAGCUCAUCGAAGUUCAACUUUUCGAGAGUCCAACCUCGACCAAGCCACUCUAUGAGCCAUUAAUUGAAAAUUGGAUGUUCCUAAAGAAGUGAAAAUAAGCCAAAAAAACAAAUAAUUAUAGAACUAUAAUCUUUCCCCGCCGCAUUUUGAAUAUGCGCCAUUAUUUAAUUUUAAUUUUAACAACAAUAUAAUUUAAAUACAUAAUUGAAUAUGUAGCCCAGUUUUAAGUUUCCAAAAUAAUCUAUAUUUAAUCUUUAUCAUCCGUAAA